AGAAGCAGCCGAACAGUGCAUUUUGGUGAAGCACUAAAGAUCUUGGGCUCUUUAAAAAAAACUGUGGCAUCUCUGUAAUACAAAUUGGGGAAACAUGAUAUGUGCUAAUGGAGCAUGCAGACACAUAAGAAUUAUCAUAUGGUUUCUUCUUCUCUAUAUUCUUGUCAAGAAGGUGGUCCCAGAAGAUGAUACAGAGGUUGCCACAAAGAGCGGAAGAGUCAAAGGGGUGAAUUUGCCUGCACUCGGUGGAAUUGUAACAGCUUUCCUUGGGAUUCCUUAUGGAGAGCCACCUACUGGGACACUUCGGUUCAAAAAGCCACAGCCUAAGAAACAAUGGACUGUAGUUUGGGAUGCCACCAAGCAUUCAAACUCUUGCUAUCAGAACAUUGACAGCACUUUCCCUGGAUUUGCAGGAUCAGAGAUGUGGAACCCAAACACAAACCUGAGUGAAGACUGUCUCUACCUCAAUGUGUGGGUUCCUUCACCCAAGCCUAAAAAUGCAAGUGUCAUGGUAUGGAUCUAUGGAGGAGGCUUCCAGUCGGGGACAUCCACACUGCCGGUCUAUGAUGGCAAGUUUCUAGCCCGAGUGGAAAGAGUCAUUGUUGUUUCACUGAACUACAGGUUAGGGGCACUGGGAUUCUUGGCUUUGCCAGGGAAUGAGGAAGCUCCAGGAAAUGCUGGGUUGUUUGAUCAACGGUUGGCACUUCAAUGGGUCCAAGAUAACAUAGCAGCCUUUGGCGGUAAUUCUAAGAGUGUGACAAUAUUUGGAGAGAGUGCCGGGGCAGGAGCUGUCAGCUACCAUCUCCUUUCUCCUAAAAGCUAUCCUCUUUUCACUAGGGCAAUCAUGCAAAGUGGUGCUGGAAAUGCUCCUUGGGGCGCACUUCUCCCCUCUGAAGCGAGGAGAAGAACGCUAGCUCUAGCUCACCUCCUCCAAUGUACAAGUAGCAACGAAGUGGAGAUCAUUCAUUGUCUUCAAAGCAAACAUCCCCAGGACAUACUUAGCAAUGAAGUUUCCGUCUUAAUGUACAGCAGUCUUUUAGAGCUGUACUUUAUUCCAGUGGUUGAUGGUGACUUUCUUACUGAAAUGCCAGAAACAUUGCUAAAGAAUGGGAAGUUUAAACAAACACAGAUCUUGAUGGGUGUGAACAAAGACGAAGGAGCAGUUUUCCUCGCCUACGGAGCACCUGGCUUCAGCAAAGACAACAACAGCCUAAUUAAUGAUGCAGAUUUUCGGGCAGGUUUGAAGUUCUCCUUUCCAGAAAUGAACGACCUAAGCUUGGAAUCCGUACAUUUUCACUAUACAGACUGGGAGGAUGAAGAAAACCCUUUCAAUUACCGUGAUGCCAUGGAUGAUGUCUUCGGAGAUUACAAUUUCAUAUGCCCCGUGGUAAAGUUCAUAAAACAUUUUGUAGAGGCAGGAAACACUGCCUUCUUGUACUUCUUUGAGCACAGAUCUUCAAAACUUCCUUGGCCAGAGUGGAUGGGAGUACUGCAUGGUUAUGAAAUAGAGUUCGUAUUUGGACUACCUCUAGAGAGAAGAGCCAAUUAUACCAAAGCAGAGGAGAUACUUAGUAGGUCUAUGAUGAGAUAUUGGGCAAGUUUUGCAAAAACUGGAACACCCAAUGGGACUCAGAUUAAUGGGACAAGAUGGCCAGUCUUCACCACCACCGAACAAAAAUACUUAACAUUAAGCACAGAAGCUUCAAAGAUUCGUAGAAAAUUACGUGCCCGGCAGUGCCGAUUCUGGGAUAUAUUUUUUCCUGAAGUCCUGGAGAUGACAGGAAAUAUUGACGAAGCAGAACGAGAGUGGAAAGCCGGAUUCCUUCGCUGGAACAAUUACAUGAUGGACUGGAAAAAUCAAUUUAAUGAUUACACUAGUAGGAAGGAAGGCUGCACAGGUCUCUAAUUAAAAGUUUCAGCCUUUCUGGAAUGCCUGUAUUGUCAGAGAUCAAGGCAAACACACAGAUAGCUAAUGUAGCGCAUCCAGCCAUGAGGCAUGUUAUGCAGGCUCAGUGACAUGUCGCAAAUAUACUGGCUUUCCAAGGCCAUUUCUAUUUAUAUCAAUAAGCUCUUCUACACUUCAAAGCUUCAGGAAAUGCAAAACAAACUGUAGGCCCCGGGAUUAUUGUUGCACCCAUAGGGGCCAUAAUCCUACUCUAAUCACAUGCAGAAGAGGUGUUGCCAUACACAGGUAUGUGGUGGGAUGUACAUAUGAGUGCACAUUCCAGCCAAAGCAAUGCACCUUAGACCGACCGUAUCCUUCUUUGGAUGCUCGUUCAAAUGUGCAUUGGAAGACAUAUCUCAUUCACGGCCACUGUUCUCCAUACUGCAAAUGACAUACAUGCAUAAAUUGUUCUCCCUAGUAAGCUUUGAUUCAAAGUGAGACUUCUAGGAUAUAUUCAUAUUUGUAAUGUAGCUUCCCCCCACUUUUUAAAAACACAUCCGUGCACCCGAAAGAUCAGUAUUCCAGGACACUGCUCAGCCAUCUAAGAUCUCCAACUACAAUGUCACAGCAUUUUAAAUGCUGCUUCAGGGCAAUUUAGUAGUUAUGAACACUUAAAGAGUUGCCAACUGGGCAGGAAAGAAGGCAAAGUAAUUGUCUUGUAAAAUCAAAGCAACUCUUAAAGGUUGCUAAAUCUGAAUUUCUUGCUCCUUAAGAACUAAAAAAAAUCCUUAGGAUCAAAACAAUCAGUGUCAAAUUAUACCAAUAUUUCCCCUUGGUCCAAAGGAGAAAAGAAAAAUUUCUUCCAGCUGAAUGAAAUGGUGACUUAUUUGGAUGAAAUUUUUCUAUGCCUCAUUCCUUUCCGUGGGACAAAUGUCUCAGCAGGGAAGAACAUUAUUUUGUACUAUAGCUUGUCUACAUAUCAAAAUGGAGAGAGGAUGUGGCUCCAGCAUUGUUAUGGGGAAGUGGAAUUUCUUUUUUUCAAAAAAUUUUUUUUAGAUAUAGCCAUUGGUUCCUCUUAUUUUAUUUUUCUCUUUCAAAAGGAGAAUUUCUUUUUAUGUUUUUCUUUUUAGUUUCUUGUAGAGAUGGGCAUGAACCACAUGUCACAUUUCACGAACCACGAACUUUCACGAACCUGCCUCGGUUCACGGACCAGUUUGUUUUUGGUUCGUGAAAAUGUCACGUCCGGGUCAGCAGAAGGUCUACAGAAAUCCCAACCCAUGUUGCCUAGGAAACUGAUUGAUUGGCACCAGCCAAAAAAUGAACUGCCCUAAAGUUCAUGGCGGUUCAUCAGAAAUGGAGUCUGACAAACCGCUGGUUCAUGAAUCACGAACCGGCCUGGUUCAUGACGAACUUUGGUUUGUAUUUCGGUUUGUGCCCAUCUCUAGUUUCCUGUUAUACUUCUGUGCACACUGCUGUAACUUCAUCCCUUAUAAGAUUUUUUUAAAUGUUACAUAUCAUAGGAUGCUCCAGCAGGAGGGUAGAAAGGUUCAGGAAGCAUAUACGGAAUUUCAUAGUAUAAACUUUUGAAAGUCAGAAUUCCCUUCAUCAGAAACGAGUAGGAAGGGUGAAUAGGAAGGGAUAUCCCUGAGCCUUAUACCCUUUUCAACUGAAAAUGUCAUCAGUCUCUAAGGUGCCACUGGACUCAAAUCCUGCUGUUCUACUUCAGAUCAAAAUGGCUAUGCACCUAAAUAUAUAUAAAAUGUAAUUCUGAAAUUUUGUAGAAGCUCCUUUCCUGCCCCUCCUCUCCUUGAAUUUCUCUUCUGAUCAAACAAGGUGCCAAAUUUCUAAAAAGAAGAAAAUAAAGAUGUUGGAAAUUGGG
Messenger RNA from Eublepharis macularius, 3764 nucleotides. It is a transcript of the gene BCHE, whose product is annotated as butyrylcholinesterase. The transcript has 4 exons. NCBI's taxonomy places the organism in Eukaryota, Metazoa, Chordata, Lepidosauria, Squamata, Eublepharidae. Gene Ontology annotation, cellular component: plasma membrane. The record is from RefSeq and is a predicted model, not a curated record. Gene Ontology annotation, biological process: acetylcholine catabolic process; choline metabolic process. The coding region runs from base 95 to 1906 and encodes 603 amino acids. Gene Ontology annotation, molecular function: acetylcholinesterase activity.